CGGUGGUUGGUCCAUGUGGAGCGUACAGGGGGAGGCAGUCGUGGUCCUCGGUAGCUAGCUAGUUCGAAUUCCCCCACACGGGCCGUAAACUACUCUGAACUUCACGCACACAUCAUCCGGGCAACAGCUUCUACUCAAUAUGAAAGGUAGCCGGAUCGAGCUGGGGGACGUCACACCUCACAACAUCAAACAGCUGCAGCGGCUGAACCAGGUGAUCUUCCCUGUCAGCUACAACCACAAGUUCUACAAGGACGUGCUGGAGGUGGGCGAGCUUGCCAAACUAGCGUACUUCAAUGACAUUGCUGUUGGAGCAGUGUGUUGUCGAGUGGACCACUCGCAGAACCAGAAACGGCUGUAUAUCAUGACCCUUGGCUGCCUGGCCCCCUACCGGAGACUGGGCAUAGGGACGAAGAUGCUGAACCAUGUGUUGAACAUCUGUGAGAAGGACGGCACCUUUGACAACAUCUAUCUCCAUGUGCAGAUCAGCAAUGAGUCCGCCAUCGACUUCUACCAGAAGUUUGGCUUUGAGAUCAUCGAGACGAAAAAGAACUACUACAAGAGAAUAGAGCCGGCCGACGCCCACGUCCUGCAGAAGGACCUGCGUAGUCUAUGUUCGCCCCCUGGUGGAGAGCUGCAGAAGGCCAACUAGGAGACACGGCAGGCCCUGCCCUCCAGACAGAGCACUGUCGCGCCCUGCCCCAAAUGGAGCUACGACGGACACCCGGGGUGUAAUCCCAAUGGUUCUGACCAGUUUACCUCCUUUAAGGGACGUGCGAAAAGAAAAAAAAUGCUGCAUAUCUGUUAAAAAAAAACAUGUUAUAAUGUUACGGUUUCUUUUAAUUUUUUCCUUUUUUCAUUUAGAGAUGUGAAAAUAAACAAAUGUGAUGAGUGCUAGAGCAAGCAGGCCGCAGCAUGCUGAAGGUCCUGUGUUUCUGUGUGAAAGGGUUGAAAAUGGUCAUUAAGGUCAGGGGAUACUAUAUCGUCAUUUAAUUGAUUAUAGUAACUACGAUGUCUGCUGACCUUAGUGUCACGCUCUGAAUUGCUAUGGCAACACUCAGGGCUCCGUCCCUCGAAGUCAAGGAAAUGAGAGGCAGACGACCAACAGGAAGAGAAUUGCACUGAUUUGAGACUUUCUUUAAUUUUAGCGUAAAGCAACAUGUCGGCAUAAUGCCGGAUGUUACGAUUUCUUGGUGACUUCAGUGUCACUGGUCUGUUCUGGUGUGAGUCCAGAAAGAGCAGUGAGCCAGUGCCCUCUAGGGGUGGGAUGUAUAACGGUUAUGGUAGGAGGAGGCAGCAUAGGUGGAAUGGGUAUAGAUGUGUGGAACUGAGUUCAAGACUACAUCUAAAGAGCAAAACUCCAUGCUUAAUGUUUUUAUCUCAAUGUCCAUUACUUACGUUACUUACUUCUUUAUUAAUUGUUCCUGGGGUUUGUCCAAAUGCUGCAGUUAUCAAUGCAAAUGGCACAUCAGGAGCAAGGAGUAUGGACAGAGUGAUACGAGAGGGUGGAGUGAGGAGAAGGAAGGAAUGAAAGAGGGAGGGCUUGGUGAAAGAGGGGGUGGAGCAGAGAGUCAGAGUGAGUGAGUGAGUGAUGGAAAGCUGUAGAAGAGAUGGCUUCAAGUUCUUUUCUAAAAUUGUGGCUUUUGGCACAAAGCUUACGCCAGAAUUGCAUUGAUUAUUUUCCACCAGUUACACCAGUGUAAAUAACAUUGCUGGUUGAAAGAACUUGUAUUUUGGUUUAGAGCUUAGAUUAUCUUUACCGGCCUGUUUAUUACCUAUGUAAAAACAAGCCAUUUUUGAAAAAUUGGAAGCCAUUUUGAGAUGUACUGAAACCACCUUGGUUUUGUUUGUCAGAAAUGACAGGGCAGAUAAUGGUUUGUGUAAGAAAUGCUGUUUGUGCAUGCUGGAUUUGUUUAUAGAUCCUCUAAGCCAGAGGUCAAAGGUCAUACGGUUUUAGUAUACUUCAGCAGAAGCUCUGGCACUCUCAGCCAGGCUGUCCCGCUUGCCCCAUUGCAAUAAAAUCAUGUUUUUCUCGCUUGGAGGAAUUUCAUCUGUU
This is a messenger RNA of Megalops cyprinoides (Indo-Pacific tarpon), 2053 nucleotides long. RefSeq names its product N-alpha-acetyltransferase 50. The record is from RefSeq and is a predicted model, not a curated record. The coding region runs from base 140 to 649 and encodes 169 amino acids. Gene Ontology annotation, molecular function: acyltransferase activity, transferring groups other than amino-acyl groups. The transcript has 5 exons. NCBI's taxonomy places the organism in Eukaryota, Metazoa, Chordata, Actinopteri, Elopiformes, Megalopidae. Gene Ontology annotation, cellular component: NatA complex. Gene Ontology annotation, biological process: mitotic sister chromatid cohesion.